CAGGUGUUAGGGAACGAUCCGGCUUAUUGGAGAUAAAGCUGUGGUAAUCUGGUCUCAAAUCAGAAAGAAAAUAAAGGCGAUCAAUGCAUGCGAGAAAAACGCGCGGGUAUAAUGAUGUUGCUCGGCAAGGGAGCGCAAUUAGUUUGGUGACAGCCGUAUACGGCUCAGCCUUUCCAACCGUAAAAUAAUCUAAUACCUGGACAGGGAAGAAAAUUAGAAAGGACUGGUUAAAAAUGAAAGCAAAUGUGAUAACAUGUUGUUGUAUGCAAACUAAACUUAAAGUUUUUCACAAAAUGUUGGUAAAUGCCUGUUAAACCGCAGAAAAAGAAAGUUAACCUUAUGAGUUUUAAGCAGAUGGUAAAAGAGAGAGUUGCAAUCAACAUUUUGUUGGGGGUGGAUAAGAGAAAGCUUAGUAGGGUAUUCUGUACGUUGUUAGUGGUAUAUACAAAUCAAUGGCUGGAGAUUUCUACGGCUUUUUAUGUUGUAUUUACGGUCUGAAAAUGGCAUGUGUGCUUGUGUUUGCUUGGGACAUUUCAGUAUAGCCUUGAAUUUAAAAGGAAAUAAAGAAAUCUAUUUUAGGUUUCGAUCCGAAGAAUUGAUUUAGUUUGUUUUUAAUCUUUGAAUGAAAUUCCAUGCAGCUCUUGUUGUAUUAGAUAAGCAGGUACAAUGUUUCGUACAUGUGGGGGCCUAGGGUUGGUUUGCGCUGCUAUGCUAGCUAUUGGGACUCUCGCAGCCACCUUACCGAAAGAAAACGAACGUUUUGAAAAUACAAACAAGAACAUACGGAGGUUUCCGAAUCCCUCCCUGACACCAAAGUUUCAACGCAAGACAAGGGACCUCGGUGGUUCUACAGGACCUCUUCAACAAGGCGGAAGAUUACCUUGGCUUGGAGGAAGAAAGACUGCAGUUAUUAGUUCGUCUCGUAAUCGUCCAGAGACAAACACGAAAGAAUUCGUUUACACUUUUAAAUAUUCUGGAGAAAAUUUUGUUCUGAAUGGAAAUGUUUCAAUACGUCAUCGUGAAGUUAAUACUUUCAGAGUUCUUUUCAUCUACGUACUUCGUGGGGAAGGAAACGCAUCUGCUGAACUUGUAAGACAAGACUCGCCAACUAUCGAUAGUUCAAGAUACGUGAAAGAAAAGCGCCCGAAAAGUUGUCACAUGGGAAGAAGUGAGAACAGAACGGUUGAAAUAAGCAGACCAAAGUGUGGGAAAUACCCAAGACAACAUCAGCGACAAUACUCAGCAUCGAAGCGCAUAAACACGCGACGAACACAACGUACAGAUCAAAGUUUUGUUUCAAACAACAAUAUAUCUCCAUUGCUCCCCGCCAAGUUUCAUGGACAAAAGUCUCUAGCGACAUCUUUCGACCCGACCAUAUCCAGAAUGAGUUAUCGUCAAACUCCACUAAGAAACAGAUACCGAUCUCCUAGAUCUUAUAGAAGACGUUGUGUCAUAAACGCAAGACGGUUUUCACAGUCAUGGUUGUGCUUAAACCCUCCCAACCCGCCAUGUUUCCUCAUCAUAGUCCAAGGUAGCGAUUAUAAAAUCACGGAAAAAAUUUGCCCGAAGAGAUUGCCUUACCCGAAACAAAGCUCUAUGUCGAAACUACUGAGUUGAUUAAGGUUGCUUGAAUGACGAGCAGUUAUGUUUUAAUGUGAAGGCAAGAAGGGAAUAAGGCUUGCCGCAAGUUAUACUUCCACCACUAUUUGCAAAGCCGAGUAUUUUAUUCAUCGUGUGCAAUGUUAUACCUUGUCAUAAUUUAGAGUAAUUGAUGUAUAGUACUGUGGGCUAAGAUGAAUACCGUGAGUACCUAAAUUCAAUAAUGUGUUUUUAACAAUUAACAACGUUCGAGUCGCGGGUCUAUGAUUAUAACACUCUAAAAACAUUCUUUGAAUACCUUUUGCAACGAAACAAUAGAAUGUAUCAUCUUACCACACCCUACUAUAGACAACCAUAAGUGACCACUGGGUUGAAGCAACUAUUUCUUGCCCAAAGACACGACAUAUAUGCCCUUAAUACGGUGUGUGUUCUACUGUUUGAUUUUGCGUAUAUAACACGACAUAAUUCUACGAAUUAAUUAAAAUUGUUGUUGCUUUA
This is a messenger RNA of Ciona intestinalis (vase tunicate), 2097 nucleotides long. Lineage: Eukaryota; Metazoa; Chordata; Ascidiacea; Phlebobranchia; Cionidae. The record is from RefSeq and is a predicted model, not a curated record.